CAGCAACAGCCUCAGCAACAAGCUAGCGUUCCUCAUCAUGCCACAGCUCGGACCAGCAGAAGAAAAGGUCUCGGAUCAUCUCAUCAACAACAGCAGCAGCAGCAUCAGACCGGUUCUUCACAAGGAGCGCUGGCCGCAUCGAGCGCAACGACAGCCGCCGUCGGGGGAGGAAGCAAGCAGCACAUAUGUCCCGUGUGCAGUAAGGUUUUGGCCACCCGAAACGUCUACCAGCUGCAUAUGAGGAGUCACUCCGGCGAGAAACCAUUCAAAUGCGAACAGUGCGGCAAUAAGUUCAGCCAGAAGACAUCUUUGACCCGACACUUCAGAUCGCAUACAGGAGAGAGACCGUUCCCCUGCGAAGUCUGCGGCAAAAGGUUCGCGGAUAAGGAACGUAUUAAGAUACACAUGCGCACCCAUACCGGAGAGAAGCCGUUCAGUUGCGAAGUGUGCGGCAAGCGUUUCUCGCAGAAGUCGACGGUCAAACGGCACAUGUCAGUGCACACUGGUGCCAAGCCUUUUCAGUGCACAACUUGUGGGAAGGGCUUCGCUAAUCGAGGCAAUCUCAACGCCCAUGCCAAGACGCACGGCCAGAGCUCCAGCCAUCUGCCCAGCUCUUCCGUCACCUAAGCGCCUCACUCGUUUUAGGCUCUUCACGUUCUUAAUCAUCUAUAGGUUUUUUCUAAGAGGGGAUUUCUAGCGUUAUAUAAUAUUUGUUAUACAAUACGAUUUCGCUGUCGAGAUCCGUCUGUCCAUUCAUGCAUCCAUCCAUCCAUUCAAUAAUCCAUACCUACCAGGGGAGUCAUGCCUCGGGUCAGACGUAGGCACGCUUCACCUUUCCUCGUUUUGGACGCACGUCAAUGAACUUCUAGGAACCAAGAAAAAUUAAAUGUUCUCUCAAAUCAUCGCUACAGCUCGCCUCGACGGUCAAUGAAUUCUCGGGUUCAGAUUCCCCUUUUAAUUAAUCUCGAGCCCUCCUCAUGCAACGAGUUCAUCCUCCACAAAUUUUAGGUACCCGACGAGAGACUUUGGGCAAUACCUACUCGACUUUGAAAAAGCGAUUCCCAGGAGGAGAGCGCGCUGCGAUAUUCGGAUCAGUAAAAGCUAUGAGGGUCAGAAAGGCAGAGCGACGAU
Molecule: messenger RNA, 1131 nt
Organism: Galendromus occidentalis (western predatory mite)
Lineage: Eukaryota; Metazoa; Arthropoda; Arachnida; Mesostigmata; Phytoseiidae
Product: gastrula zinc finger protein XlCGF49.1
Exons: 2
Coding region: 238-627 (129 amino acids)
Biological process (GO): regulation of transcription by RNA polymerase II
Cellular component (GO): chromatin; PcG protein complex; transcription regulator complex
Molecular function (GO): RNA polymerase II cis-regulatory region sequence-specific DNA binding; DNA-binding transcription factor activity, RNA polymerase II-specific
Source: RefSeq, a predicted model, not a curated record